Saprolegnia parasitica CBS 223.65 is the source of this 1726-nucleotide messenger RNA. RefSeq lists its product as hypothetical. The transcript is spliced from 13 exons. Lineage: Eukaryota; Oomycota; Saprolegniomycetes; Saprolegniales; Saprolegniaceae. The record is from RefSeq and is a predicted model, not a curated record. The coding region runs from base 53 to 1327 and encodes 424 amino acids.
GCUCAAUCCGGCCACCACCACCAGCGCGACCGCAGUGUCCAAGUCGACGACCAUGGGCGGCAAGAAACCUCUCAACAUGCAGAACACGCGCGGAACGUGGAGCAGCUCGCCGUCGCACCACACCUUCUCCGCCUCCAACCUCGCCAUGAACGACUACGCUGGCCCGUUCCACCAAGCAGCCACCGGCCUCUACGACGUUGGCCUCUUGGAUCUUGGCCACCAGCCGCCGCCACCGCCGCCUUCGUCGACCUCGGGCGGCCCGUCGCUCAUGCAUGGCGUCAUCGGCUCGACGCGCCCGCCAUUGGGCUUUGAGCGCGCCGACCUCUUUGCCAACGACAUGAUUGACACCAAGGUCUCGGAGCUUGUCGAGGCCAUUGGGUCGAGCAUGCGCCGCCAGCUCAAGCCCAUCGCGCAGGCGCAGGGCGUGACGGGCGCGUGCAACUGCAGCGACGAAGUCUCCGAGUUGCGGCAGAUGGUGCUCGACAUGCAGCGUCAGAUUCAAACGCUCCAGAGUCAGCCGGCCGCGGACAAGUCUGCUUCGCCCAAAGAGUCCAAGGAAGUGGCGGCUGUCAUGGACCGUGUCUCGACACUCGAAGGCCGGCAGAGCGCAUUCCAGUCACAAAUGGCGCAGCUGUGCAAGUCGCUGGGUACCGUGCCGACGGGCAAAAAUGGCAGUGGCAAGGCCGGGGGUAUCGCGCUUCCAAAGCCACUUUUGCAAGAACUGCGCGACGAGUUUGACUCGAAGCUCAACGCUGCGACACUCAAGCUCGAGACGGCCAUGAACAAGCAGAUCUCGGUUGCCAUGGCGUCGACCGAGCAGCACAUUGCCCAAGACAUGGAUGGUCGCUUCAAGUCGAUGACGUCGAUGCAGUACGACGACAUUUUGAGUUUGGUCUCGAGCGAGACGGACAUUUGUCUCCAAAACACCAAGCAGUGGCUCGAGGACAAGGUGUCACAGGAAGCGAAGCACCGCAUGGCACUGGAGGCCCGCAUGAACCAGCAGUUUGAGAACCACGUCGAGUGGCUCCAACAGCUCGAGUCGGUCGGGGGCAAUUGGCAUGGCACGUUGCCGCCGUACCAAGAGCAGAUCGACAAGCUCGUCACGCACGUCACGCAGCUCCAGGCCAACGUCGUCGCCAACGCCAGCACGAAAAAAGUCGACAAAGCAGCCGGCCUCACGCAAGCCCAAGUCAAGCAGAUUCUGCACGACAUGAAGGCCGUCACGGAACAAUUGGCGCUCCUCGACAUGGCAUGUGCCAAAUCCUCGGAAGCAAGCGAAGAAAGCAAGAAAAAGUGGUCGGGCUGCAAAAACUCAUUGAAAAAAUGAUGCGCGACCAAGGCUCGGUCGAACAACUCCUGCAGCAAUACGUCAGCACGAUUACGCACCAGGUAGCGAGCGUGACCCGGCAGUACGUCUCGGUGCGCAUUCGAGACAACAACCGACUGCUGGACGCGACGUUGCGGGCGCGGAUUCCAGCGUAUGUGGAGAAUGAGACGGAGAGUUUUAUGCUCGUGCGGCCGUCGAGCGCCCCGUCGAGCCCGCCAGAGCGUCUCGGCCUUGCCGAUGGAGCACCGGGACUUGUGCUGCGGGACGAUGGUGCAGCGAUCAAUGAGAUGCUCCUCGACAAUGCACUCAAGAUGGACUUGCCGGCCACCGCCGCACCCACCAAGCAGCCUUGAAACUCGAAGCACAGACGUUGACCAAUGCUAUGAACCCUCUCGUUGG